UUCUUCUACCAACUCAACUCCGAUAGAUCCAUCCAUCUCCUAAUCUAUCUAUCUAUCUAUCUACCUAAUUCCACACCGGCCUCUUAGCUAGCUUCCAUUCAUCUGUAUAUGUAGAUCACACAUUUAUAUAUUUAUAUCUGUGUAGCUAAAUUAAAGAAGCUGGCUUUGGAGAUUGAUCAGAUUAGAAUAGAAUAGAAUUGAAUGGAGAAGAAGGCGGCGGAGGAGAUGGACAAUGAAUCUGAUGGUGGGAGUGGGAGGAUGAGUAGGCCUCCCAGUGAAGUUUCCUUGUGCCCCACCGAGGAUGAAGAAGAUUUCACUCCCAUGGGUCCUAAGUGCAGCAUUAAAGAACAUCUUGAAAAGGACAAGGAUGAUGAGAGCUUGAGGAGGUGGAAAGAACAGCUUCUUGGGAGCGUUGAUGUGAUUGCAAGUGCAGAAGCUCAAGAACCAGAUGUGAAGAUCUUGAGCCUCACCAUCAUUUCUACUGACAGACCUGAUAUUGUUCUUCAAAUGCCCGAAUCUGGGAGUCCCAAAGGGUUGUGGUUUACGUUGAAAGAAGGGAGCAAAUACCGGCUGAGAUUUGAGAUCAAGGUUAGCAAUGAGAUUGUCUGUGGCUUAAGAUACAUCAACACCGUCUGGAAAACCGGACUCAAAGUUGAUGGAUCGAAGGAGAUGUUGGGAACAUUUAGUCCUCAAGCAGAGCCCUACACUCAUGAGAUGCCAGAAGAGACCACUCCCUCUGGCAUGUUUGCCAGAGGAACAUAUUCAGCAAGAACUAAGUUUAUUGAUGAUGACAAGAAGUGCUAUUUGGAUAUCAACUACACAUUUGACAUUCAGAAAGACUGGGCAACAACCUCAUAGAAUGAAGCUGGAUUAUCUGAUCAUCCUGAUGAUUACAAUCUGUCAGUUCAAUCAAAUUAAUCAAUUAUUUUAUUUAAAAAAAAAAAAGCAAUUAUUAUUCAAUCUUGAUUUUGGAGAAGAAAAGGAGGAUUAAUGGAGGGUUUUGGAGAUCGAACGUAGUCUAGUAUAUAUGUAAUCGCAUGAUUUUAGAAUGUAAACAAACAUUUGUUGGCUGUUUUCUGUCUCUUUGCAUGACUAAUGAUAUGCCAGAGAAUGCAUGGAA
Ipomoea triloba (trilobed morning glory) is the source of this 1120-nucleotide messenger RNA. Its product is annotated as rho GDP-dissociation inhibitor 1-like. NCBI's taxonomy places the organism in Eukaryota, Viridiplantae, Streptophyta, Magnoliopsida, Solanales, Convolvulaceae. Gene Ontology annotation, biological process: Rho protein signal transduction. The coding region runs from base 202 to 858 and encodes 218 amino acids. Gene Ontology annotation, molecular function: protein binding; Rho GDP-dissociation inhibitor activity. Gene Ontology annotation, cellular component: membrane; cytoplasm; cytosol. The transcript is spliced from 4 exons. The record is from RefSeq and is a predicted model, not a curated record.